AUGCGAUCGUCGGUACAAUCAGGAGUUUUAACGCUAUUGCAUACAGCAUGUGGUGCUGGGAUAUUGGCUAUGCCAUAUGCCUUUAGGUCGUUCGGACUGCUUCCCGGUUUCUUGAUCAUCGUCUUUUGCGGAUUCAGUGCAUUGACUGGGCUCGUACUACAGAGCUAUGUAUCCAAAUAUGUUGCACCGAGGCAUGUAUCAUUCUUCGAAUUAGCGCAGAUUAGUUAUCCUGAACUUAGUAUCGUAUUUGAUUGUGCAAUUGCGGUGAAAUGCUUUGGUGUUGGGAUUUCAUACAUGGUUGUUGUAGGAGAUUUGAUGCCCCAGAUUGUUUCGACCUUUACAUCAAACCAGUGGCUGUUAGAGCGAACUUUACAGAUCACACUUUGUAUGCUUUUCAUUGUCACACCUUUGUGCUUUAUGAGAAAGUUGGAUUCAUUGAGGUAUGCCUCAAUGGUUGCAAUUUCAUCUGUGGCUUAUUUGUGUGUUCUAGUUGUAUAUCACUUCUUGUUCCCAUCCAGUGAUAUUAGACAAGCCAAGGGCAUAGUUUCGAUAGGAUUCCCAGAAAACAACUCUGCAGCGUCAAUGUUAAGCAGCUUCCCUAUAUUUGUGUUUGCUUACACUUGCCACCACAAUAUGUUCUCCAUCGUCAACGAAUUACGCGACAACUCACUAACGAACUGUGUACGUGUUGUAUUAAUUGCCAUGGGUUUAGCUGUGUCUUUGUACACUGUCAUCGGUGGAUCCGGUUAUCUCACCUUUGGUGAUAACAUCACAGGCAAUAUCGUAACCAUAUAUCCUAGGUCGGUCUCCAGCACUCUCGCCCGUAUCGCUAUUGUCCUUCUUGUCAUGCUAGCCUUCCCACUCCAAUGCCAUCCAGCAAGAGCAUCCAUCAAUAAUAUCUGGUGCUAUUUCUCAGAAUCUAAAAUAUUCUCGCCUCUCGCAAAUGAAGAAUCCGGACUCAUGAGGCAUGAGGGUAGCCCAAGAACCCCGCCCUCGAACAACGAAUUUAGCAUCUCCCCAGAUUGGUCCCCCCUGCAAACCUCUUCUCAGCCAAUCCCUACGACUACUACCAUCGAAGGAAAAAGAUUCUUCGUAAUCACUACAUCUAUACUUAUUGCAUCAUACACCCUAGCCGUUUCCGUUUCCUCCUUCGCCAGGGUCUUAGCAAUAGUCGGUGCGACUGGUUCCACCUCAAUUUCAUUUAUUUUACCAGGAAUUUUCGGCUACCACUUCGUAGGCUCCGAAUACUCUGCCAAAGACAUCCCACGAAACCUCAAGAUCUUGAAAUACCUAGCGUUUGCCCUAACAAUUUGGGGCAUUAUUGUCAUGUUCACAUGUCUCACCGCUGCUGUCUUCUUUAACCCAACCCACUAA
Eremothecium cymbalariae DBVPG#7215 is the source of this 1374-nucleotide messenger RNA. RefSeq lists its product as uncharacterized. The transcript has a single exon. Gene Ontology annotation, cellular component: fungal-type vacuole membrane. Lineage: Eukaryota; Fungi; Ascomycota; Saccharomycetes; Saccharomycetales; Saccharomycetaceae. The record is from RefSeq and is a predicted model, not a curated record. Bases 1 to 1374 code for a protein of 457 amino acids. Gene Ontology annotation, biological process: amino acid transmembrane transport. Gene Ontology annotation, molecular function: L-tyrosine transmembrane transporter activity; L-glutamate transmembrane transporter activity; L-serine transmembrane transporter activity.